This is a messenger RNA of Vicia villosa (hairy vetch), 2272 nucleotides long. Its product is annotated as sucrose nonfermenting 4-like protein. The record is from RefSeq and is a predicted model, not a curated record. Lineage: Eukaryota; Viridiplantae; Streptophyta; Magnoliopsida; Fabales; Fabaceae. The coding region runs from base 425 to 1879 and encodes 484 amino acids. The transcript has 13 exons.
GCAUAAUUACCAUUACAACCCUAAUUUUUUCCUUUCUUUCUCUUCUCCGUUCGUUUUGUAUCAGAUUCACUGCUUUCUUACCUUACCUGCCAUUUUUAAUUCCUUCAAUUUUCUCACUCUAUCAUCUUUUUCUUCUUACUUUUUCCCCUUUUCUCUUCAAUUUCACCUAAAUCAAUUCCAUUUUUUCCGUGAUCGAUUCCACCCUAAUUCACCGUACUCUUAUUUUAUUUAUUUUUUGCUUCAGUUACUCCGAUUCGUUCAUUUUACGUGCUGAAUUACCGAUCAGAGUGUGGUCCACUGUAUGUUUCAGCAUUGAGGAGGAGGGGAUUGCGUUCUCUCCUCUGUUCCGCCGUUGAACAUUCCGGUGGCAGAGGCUUUGUGGUUGAAAUUUGUGGUUGUUGAAUUUAUUGUGUGUGAGGGGAAAAUGUAUGCUUCGGUAACAGAUAGCGGGUAUGAAGGGAGUGGUGUUGCUUUAGGACCUAUUUUGAUUCCGAAGCGGUUUGUGUGGCCUUAUGGAGGAAGAAGAGUGUUCCUAAGUGGUUCUUUCACCAGAUGGGCAGAACAUAUACCGAUGUCUCCGAUGGAAGGGUGCCCUUCUGUGUUUCAGGUUGUUUGCAGCUUGAUGCCGGGAUAUCAUCAGUACAAAUUUAAUGUGGAUGGUGAAUGGCGGCAUGAUGAGCAGCAGCCAUUUGCAAGUGGGAACUAUGGAGUAGUAAAUACUAUUUACUUAGUGAGAGAACCUGAUGUCUUACCUGCCAUGUUAAGUGCUGAAACACCCAGUAGGUCCCACAUGGAGGUUGAUAAUGAUGUCUUUGGGCAUGCAGAAGCUAAUCCAAGGAUGUCAGAGUCUGAUCUGGAGGUCUCUCGCCACCGUAUAUCUGUAUUCUUGUCUACUCAUACUGCAUAUGAACUGCUUCCUGAAUCUGGGAAGGUCAUUGCCUUGGAUAUAAAUUUACCAGUUAAGCAAGCAUUCCAUGUUCUGUAUGAGCAGGAUGUACCUAUGGCCCCUCUAUGGGAUUAUUGCAAGAGUCAGUUUGUUGGGGUGCUUAGUGCAAUGGACUUCAUUCUCAUAUUGAAAGAGUUGGGGAAUCAUGGGUCAAAUUUGACUGAAGAACAACUUGAGACUCAUACUAUAGCAGCCUGGAAAGAGGGAAAAUUAAAGCAACGCAGGGCACUUGAUAAUAACGAGGGAUCAAAUCCUCAUUGUUUUGUUCAUGCUGGGCCCCAUGAAUGCCUAAAAGACGUGGCUUUGAAGGUUUUGCAAAACAAUGUGUCAACGGUUCCUAUCAUUCAUUCUUCUUCAGAGGAUGGUUCAUUUCCCCAACUGCUGCAUCUUGCUUCCCUAUCAGGAAUUCUAAAAUGUAUAUGCAGGUAUUUUAAGCACUCUGCUGGUUCUUUGCCCAUUCUCCAACUUCCUAUUGGUUCAAUACCUUUGGGUACAUGGGUGCCUAAAGUUGGGGAUUCAAAUGGACAGCCACUCGCAAUGCUAAGGCCAAAUGCUUCUCUUGGUGCUGCUCUAACCAUGUUUGUUCAAGCUAACGUUAGCACAAUACCGAUAGUGGAUGAGAAUGACUCAUUGCUUGACAUAUACUCAAGAAGUGAUAUUACUGCAUUGGCUAAAGAUAAAGCAUAUGCUCGAAUAUCUCUAGAUGAAAUUAGUAUUCAUCAGGCAUUACUCUUGGGUCAAGAUGCAAAUUCUUCUCACGGGCCUAACAAUGGACACAGAUGUCAUAUGUGUUUGAGGUCUGAUUCGUUGCACAAAGUGAUGGAGCGUUUGUCUGAUCCCGGGGUUAGGAGACUUGUGAUCGUGGAGGCUGGUAGCAAGCGCGUGGAAGGGAUUAUUUCAUUACGUGACGUUUUCAGAUUCUUAUUGGGCUAGUUGGGAUAUAUUGGCAGUGUUAGUAGGGGCAUUGGAAGGGAACUUUUCUGUUGGCAUUUGUUUUCUAUUUAUCAUAGUCUUUGGUUGGGCGAACAUCUUUUGCUGUUUGCCCACAUCCUUAGGAUAGAAAUUGGAGAGAAAAUUCUGUAAAUUGAGGAUCAGUUUUCUCCUUUGUGCCGGCACAUCUGCAAUGUCUGUGUCCAGUGCUAACAGAAUUCAAGGAGAAACUUCAACAACAAAAAAAAUAAAAAUAAAAAUAAGGACUAGGAAAAGAUGAAAUAUUUAGCCAUAUGCAGGCAUGCAGCAUGCAUGCCGGUGGCUGAUUGUAUCGUUGUAAUUUAAGGUGUAUUUUUUCAGAUAAUUAUGACCUUAUUUUUCUCUUUGCAGCUAAAA